AUGGCUCCCAGAACCACCCACUUCUCAGACGACCCACCCCAGGUCUUGGGGCAGGAUGAUCUGGCGGAAAUCGGCGAGAAGCUGCGCACCAACGAACAGCAGCCGCAGGACGAACGUCCUGGCUCCCACACAGAUGUCGAGACGGAGGCGGCCCAAACCAACGCCGAGUCUCUCGACAGCCCUACCACCGCCAAUGGCGGUAACCUCGAGAAACUCGGGACGCAUGACAAGUACGAAAUCACAGAGGACGACUGCUACGAUGAGCUUGGCUUCAAGUUCCCCACGUGGAAGAAGUGGUACAUUCUCACCAUCAUCUUCUGGGUGCAGGUGUCCAUGAACUUCAACACAUCGCUGUACUCCAACGCCAUCCCCGGCAUCGCGGAGGAGUUCAACGUCAGCUUGCAGGCCGCGCGAUGCGGUGCCAUGAUCUUCCUGGUCACGUACGCUUUCGGCUGCGAGCUGUGGGCUCCUUGGUCUGAGGAGCUCGGACGCUGGCCCAUCCUCCAGCUCUCGCUCCUCUUGGUCAACAUCUGGCAGAUUCCCGUCGCAUUGGCACCCAACUUUGCGACUGUCCUGGUCGGCCGCGCCCUCGGCGGUCUCUCCACCGCUGGUGGCUCCGUCACACUGGGCAUGGUCGCCGAUAUGUGGGAGGCGGACGUCCAGCAAUACGCUGUUGCCUACGUCGUCUUCUCGUCCGUCGGCGGCUCCGUCCUUGGCCCUAUUGUCGGUGGCUUCACUGAGGCGUACCUCAACUGGAGGUGGUCCAUUUGGAUCCAACUCAUCCUGGGCGGUGUCAUCCAGCUCAUUCACUUCUUCACCGUCCCCGAGACGCGCACCACCAUUAUGAUGAACCGCAUCGCCAAGAAGCGCCGCAAGGCCAACCCAGGAAUGAACAUCUGGGGUCCCGAUGAGCUUGUCUCGUUCAAGGAUCGCUUUUCCAUGAAGGAGAUCCUGACAACGUGGAUCCGACCGUUCAAGAUGUUCCUCACCGAGCCUAUUGUCCUGGUCCUUUCGCUGCUCUCUGGUUUCUCAGACGCCCUCAUCUUCAUGUUCAUCCAGUCCUUUGCGCUCGUGUACAAGCAGUGGGAUUUCACUACCGUGCAGAUCGGCCUUACCUUCAUCGCCAUUGGACUAGGCUACGUUAUAGCCUGGCUCUUGUUCAUUCCGGCCAUCAGACGCAACAUCAAGGAGAGGGAAGCUCACCCGAACGACGAGCGCGCCCAGUACGAGUCGCGCCUGUGGUUCCUGCUCUACACAGCGCCCUGCCUGCCCAUUGGUCUCAUCGGCUUUGCAUGGACCAUCCAGGGCCCCCCUAUUCACUGGAUUGGGUCCAUGAUCUUCGCGGCCAUUGUCGGCAUCGCCAACUACGCCAUUUACAUGGCCACAAUCGACUACAUGAUCUGCGCCUACGGUCCUUACUCGGCCUCCGCCACCGGUGGUAACGGGUGGGCUCGUGACUUCCUGGCUGGUGUCCUCACCGUCCCCGCCGUGCCCUUCUUCUCCAACAUUGGCGCCAGCUCCGGCAAGAAUCUCGAGUAUGCGAGCACGAUUCUGUUCUGCAUUUCCUUCGUGCUCGUCGUCGCCGUCUACGUCAUCUAUUGGAAGGGCCCCGUCCUGCGUAAGAGGUCGCCAUUUGCCCAGAGGCUGGCCGAGGCCCGCAACGAGCAGCCUACCGACGGUCGCCGCGUCAGUGUCGCCUACGACCCAACACGCCGUCGCAGCUCAGCAGCUUCCGGGGCUCAGCGACAUCCCGGUAUGGGCGAGCGUAGCUACAGCCAGCAGAACCGCUUCUUCGGCGAGAACCGUGUCACUCCGCGUGGUACCCCUCGCGGCACUCCUUCGGCCAGUCGUCGCCAGAGUUAUGCAAACACCGCUCAUGUGAGGUAG
This is a messenger RNA of Emericellopsis atlantica, 1887 nucleotides long. Its product is annotated as major facilitator superfamily domain-containing protein. Gene Ontology annotation, biological process: transmembrane transport. The transcript is spliced from 2 exons. Lineage: Eukaryota; Fungi; Ascomycota; Sordariomycetes; Hypocreales; Bionectriaceae. Bases 1 to 1887 code for a protein of 628 amino acids. The record is from RefSeq and is a predicted model, not a curated record. Gene Ontology annotation, molecular function: transmembrane transporter activity.